CAUUAUUUUUCAUUUGGCCUCUACUUAUUUUGAUGAACGCUUCAUGAAUUUGCGUGUCAUCCUUGUGCAGGGGCCAUGCUAAUCUCUGUAUCAUUCCAAUUUUAGUAUAUGUGCUGCUGAAGCGAGCACAGGUUUGGGGCCUUCACCUGAGUCACUGAUCUGGCCUUUGACAUGAACCUUGCCAGCAAAAUGUCUCUUUCAAAAGAGAAGAGGAGCAAUGGAUGUUUUCAACAACAGGUUGGGAAGGAAGAUAAGAGGUGGUUUGACAAGCACAUUAAUUUCUGUAUUAGGAGGGGGAAGCCCCCAAGACCUCUCACAGCCACCCCUGUCUUCUGCUGAGGCAUUCCUUUCAGCCACUCAGAGUGGUCUAUUAGAUCAGAUGGGCAGGAUACAAAUCAAAUAAAUAAAUAAAUAAAUUUGACAUAAGAGCAGAAAACCCACAUUUUGAAUCAUAAUAAAAAAUAGUAUAACAGUACUGAGAAUUCUGGGAAGCUGCUUUCUGCCCCUAUCACUGGUUAUAAAGCUACUGCAAGAUCAUGAGCCAGGCCACCCACCUUAUUUCUUUUAGGCAGUGCCAUCUUUUCUGACUGACAUAGCUGCCUCUCAGGGAAAGGGGCAGAAAGUUGUAUUCAAUGUGGGGCUGCACACACACAAAAUUUCCCCCACCCCCAUCCCCGCUCUUCCUGACUUACUGGGGCACCUCCUGCCUUUCCUGCACCUACCUGAACUACCGGGACAGUUAGGCAUGGCAGCCUGCACAGAUCAUAGAGGUGCAUGUGGGGUGGGGGGACUUUGGAAGACUUGGUCUGAAAUGGCAUAUCUCAUACAACUGUCCUAUAGAGACAUGCUUCUGUAGCAGCCAGCCCUCCCUGGGGUGGCCACUCCUCCUAAGACUUGUCUGGCAGCCUCAUAAAUAGCUGCGUGAGGCCUCAGACAGCUCAGUCCAAGCCCACCAGGUCCAAACAAUGUGUGAUUCUCAGAUGGAGGAGCUGCCAUCUAGGACUGGUGGGGAGAAGGCUGGCGCUCAGGCAGCCGUCUUCCGGUCACGAAUCUGGGAUGUGAGCCAGAAGUCCCUUUACCUGCAGAACAAUGAGCUUGUGGCUGGGUACCUGCAAGGCCCCAAUUCUGCCCUGGAAGAGAAGAUUUAUUGGGUUCACAACCAUGCUUUUGGCCGUGAGAAAUUCCCCGUCAUCCUGAGCAUCCAGGAUGGGAAGCGAUGCCUGACCUGCUCCUCUUCCUCCGUGGGUCCUUCACCCCAUCUGCAGUUGGAGACCAUCAACAUCACAGACUUCCUUGAAGACAGCCGAGAGGAGUCAGCCCGAUUCACCUUCUUCUUAUCUAACCAAGGUGGGAUCUGGCGGUUUGAGUCAGCUGCCCAUCCAGGCUGGUUCCUCUGUACCUCUUCCAGGACCAAUGAGCCGGUCAGCCUCACUCAGAAGCUGGGGCCGUCUCAUGUGGUGGACUUCUACUUUCAGCCCUGCUGAGCCUGCCCUGUUGCUGUCUCCGGCGGCAGAGCUUCUCGAGACCUCCUGACAUGGAGCCCGUUCCCAGGACUUCGCUCAGCAGUGCCGCAGCCCCCUUCCUCCCUACUCCCAGGUGUCUUUCCUGAAUAGGUUCUGGCUUGACUGAGCACAAAGCUGUCCUCUUGGAGAAGGAUUGAGCAGAAGAUGAUUGAUCCAGCCUGGUGGCCUUCCUCAUACCACCAGCCAUGGUAAUGCUGAACUCAGCAAACAGAGGAAUGCCCAAGACUAACAGGUGGUCUGGCACUCUUUGGUGCCAGCAAAAGUCACGGCUGAGCAUUCAGGCUGUGUGUUGCUUAAGUCCUCAUUCCCAGGAAUGGAAAAAGCCCUGCGUCCCCUUGUGUGCUCCCAGCCCUUGGAAGGGAACACCAGCCAGAAUGUUGCCGGGGAGGAUUGCCUUCUGGAUUGGAGAGCCCCAAGGACAGAAGGUGAUCCCUUUGGGGGAGAAGGGGGGCUGGUGGUCCUUGCCAUGGCUUCAAUACAAGCUCCAAUCCCCCCCUCUUUUUUUCACCUAUGCAUGUCAAUUGGAUGUCAGACGGCCAGGGUUUUUUUUUUAUGUUUAUGAUGUCUCCUGCUAAGUUUUUACUUCUUUUAAUUAAAGUUGUGCACCACUGUCAUAGCCACAUGGACCAUGUUUUAAUAAUGAAGUCACAAAAUCCCAGAGCACAGAGUGCUGUCCUCUGAAGAUGCCGGCCACAGAGACUGGCGAAACGUUAGAACUUCAGAACACGG
Pogona vitticeps (central bearded dragon) is the source of this 2252-nucleotide messenger RNA. RefSeq names its product interleukin-1 receptor antagonist protein. NCBI's taxonomy places the organism in Eukaryota, Metazoa, Chordata, Lepidosauria, Squamata, Agamidae. Gene Ontology annotation, molecular function: cytokine activity; interleukin-1 receptor binding. Gene Ontology annotation, biological process: cellular response to lipopolysaccharide; positive regulation of gene expression; cytokine-mediated signaling pathway. The record is from RefSeq and is a predicted model, not a curated record.